CAGGUGCUAGCUACCACAUAGCUCCACCUGUAUCACGGAAGUGAGGAAUAACGAGGCAACGCAACAGAAAGCCGUAUUUGGAUUAAUAACAUUGAAUUUAUCACAUGAAUACAACUAUAACCACGAUUUGAACAUUACAUAACAUUCGAUAUAGUCCUAAAAAAAUCGGGAAGACAGAAUUCAAGGAUUGUAUGGAAUGCACACUUGAAAAUGAAAGUUUUUGAAAGUUUUAACCUUUGUGGACAUGCUGUCACCGUUGUAAUUGUUUUGUCGCUGGCACUAUGUGAGUCUUCAUCCCACAUCAUGCCUACCUCCUCAUCCCCAGCUGGAGAGAGCUCAGUGCUGCAUGGUGAUUCCAUACAGUUUGACUUGGUCCCAGACAUAGUGAUGCAUGGAUCAGUGGUCCAAGUUAGUUACCAGUGCUCCAGGGCCUGUGAGGUGGGAGUGGAGGUGGUGGUCUCCACACAGACCAAGACAGGAGUGGCUGUCUUCAGGAGGAGAUGGACCAACCACAGACGCCUCCGUGUCCCCAGGACUCAUCCAGUGAAGCUUUGGUUCCCUCCAGGCAUGGCCUACAGAAAGGACCUCUCCAUGAGGCGUACAUUGGACGUCCAUAAUGUGAUGGUUCGAGCCUGGUUGGACCACCUUGAGCAAGGCAAAGGAGACAAAGGCCACGUGAAUAGGACCAGCACAUACAAUGGGUCCCUGGUGAGGACGUUCAAAGUGCUUCAGGCAGUACUUCCCUCUGAGCGUCCAGCUAGACUUUAUCCUGGGUGUCCCUCCUGGAUGGCUGAUCUUAUGUGGCAGCUGACCAGAGACAGAAUCCGCCAGUGCCCACAUGAGUCAGACACUGUGGAUAUAUUGACAUUUCCAAUGGUUAGCACCGGAAAGAGUUUUGGAGUGAUUCGCAAGAUCCACCCUUUCAUCAACAGAGAUCUUGAGAGAGAUCGUGUCCUCACUGUGGAGCAGCCCAGUAUCACAGUGUCUAUAUGGGUCUUUCUGGUGCAGUGGUGUGACAAGAAACUGUGUGGAAUCAUCCAUCAUGUUGAUCAGAACAGCAAAUACGACACUCCUCUGAUGCAGCUCACUAACACAGGAGAUAUCAUAAUUCAGGUUCGUGUGGUGUCUGGGGGAGAUAAGGCAUUCAGAGCCCACACAGCUCUGCCUCUCUGGACCUGGAUCAGACUAGACUGCUUCAUACAAGGCUCUAAGGUGACACUGCAAGUUAAACCUGAAAUGACAUCGGGAGGAAUGGUGGGGAACACACACAUAUUUGACUUUCAGAGUGACAUCCAUUACAAUGACACUGGUGGAUACUUUGUGAUUGGAGGGGGCAGGUUCAUGCCAGGUUUCCAUGGCUAUUUUGGACCAAUCAAAUACUAUCGUUUGGGCACAGAAAAGGUGAUCAACUUCCUUUCCCCUGCCAAGACAUUAGAGGGCCUGGGAAAGACUCACAGAGAGUGUGAUGUUAUCAGAGAAGUCACUGCAGCCUUUCUUCAGGCUGUGACACACAACCAGGAAGUCUUUAUGACAGGUUUGUGUCACUCUCACUACAUCAGUUUAUGGAGAAGGUUUGGACAGAAUACAUGUAGGCAGACAUGGACCUGGGAAGCACAGAAGAAGCACCGUGUACUUUUCACCUUCUUAGAGACCCAGCUAAAGGACUUCACCACAGGAACUAAGAACAGGAGAACACCCCUUUACCUUGGAAGCAGAUUGUUUGAGCAUGUAGUGAAUAGACUGUCCAAUAGAGGAAGCAACCAGAUGGACUCCACCACCACCACCUCCUCCCUGAUAGCCCUGCUGCAGAUGUCCUCCUGCUAUGGCUACCACCACUCCUCCUUGCUGCUCUCCACCAUACACCUGGCUGGCCUGGGGGCCCCUGUGGACCAACAGCAGGGUCAUGUCUACAGUCUGAUUGGUGCACUGGGAGACAACCGUUUAGCCCUCAUGCAUUUGGGCUACAAACACACACAAGGAAUUGACGGGUUCCCCAAAGACUUUGACAUGGCGUACAGUUACUACUCCAAUGUUGGGGCACAGACCAGUAUUGACCAAGGCCGGGUACUGGGGAAUCAGCAAUAUAUCACAGAGCACAUUCUUAUAAGCAACGAGGACCACCUGAACAGCCUAACUCAUGAGACAGGUGACACCUUUCAGUAUAUCAAACUUCAAGCUGACAGAGGAGACGUUGAAUCACAGAAACUUCUAGCAAAGCUUCUAUUCUGGGGUCAAAAUGGUGUCUCUAAGGACGUUGGGAGUGCAGUUAAGUGGUAUGCUAAGAGUGCCAUGGAGCUGGAGGAUCCUGCAGCUAUGUAUGAGUACUCUAUCUUAUUAUUUAAGGGACAGGGGGUGAAGAGGAACAUGACUCUGGGUCUCCAGAUAUUGGAGAAAGCUGCAGCCAAGGGUUCAGUCCAAGCCUUGAAUGGGCUGGGAUGGUAUUACAGCACCAUACUGAGAGACUACAAGACUGCCUACAAGUACUUUGAACAGGCUGCCCACAAUGGCAGUCAUGACGGCAUGUUUAACCUGGGUGUGUAUCACUUAAAUGGGAAGAACCCACACAACCCAGAAAAGAAUGAGACUGCUGCGUUUCAUCUCUUCCUAAACUCCUCCCUCUAUGGUCACGUGGACGGGGCGGUGGAGGCGGCCUGGUACCUGUCCACAGGAAACCUGGAGGGGGUUUCCCGGGACACAGAGAGGGCUGUGAUCAUGCUGAAACAGAUCUGUGAGCAGAAUGGUUACCUGGGAUACAUCGUAAGAGAGGCUCUCCAAUCCUAUCUCCAGGGCUUCUGGGGCGAGGCUCUGGUCAGGUAUGCCCUUGCCGCUGAAACAGGUUUGGGAGUGGCCCAGAAUAAUGUUGCCUACCUAUGUGAGGAGUUGAAGCAGAGCUAUGAUUGUCAAUGGAGGUAUUAUAACCAUUCCACAAUGAACUAUGCCCCACAUGAUUCUGGUUUGCUGAAGAUGGGCGACUACUACUACUCAAGCAGCAGGCUAGGAGCUGUUGAUCAGGCUAUAUCACUGUACAGCAGAGCAGCCCUUGCAGGCAGUUCUCAGGGAAUAUAUAAGUUGGUGGUUUUGGCAGAAGAGGGACAUGAUGUCCCAUUGAUCAUCAGAGACAGAUUAAACAUAUCAAUUCAUGAUGGGCUAGACGUUGUGGUGGAGAGACUCUUACAAAGAUGUGUAGAGUUGGAUGAAGAUGAGGAUCUGACACCAUGUACUUUAGCUCUACUCAGAGUCCGCAUGGGAAAAUCCUGGAGAAAAAUGACUCAAGACCCUAUACAGCUGUCACUGGUUUAUAUAUCUGUCGUUACUCUCAUCAUUGCUCUCAUUACUGUGCUAAUCCAAAGUGCUCUGGUUUCUUUGCCUCCAGAGUGUCUUCAAGUGCACAUCCCAGCUAGACAACGUAGGCAUACCACUGACCGUGCAGUAGAUGACAGGACAGGGACAUCCCCUGUCAAUCAAGCAGAAGUCAAUGGGAAUGGACAGCAGGAUCAGAAUGACCCCAUCAGAAGAGAAGACAGAAUGUCCAGAACUGUUAGAAUGGUCCAGGGUCUAUGGUCCAUUCUACUGAGGGAUGGACAGAGAGUGCAGCAGACCGUUGACCUGGCUGUUACUGUGUCUGGGGUGUGUCUCUGUGUCCUCUGCACAUUGAUCCUCCAUCAUCUGCUCUGAUAGUUGUCUUACACAGCACAGGAAAUGCCUGAGACCGAAGAUAACAUAAAGGAAUGUAUAUGCUUUAUGUUGGGAAGCAAGCCUGUAAAUAUUAUAAAACUGCAUUUUCUGAGAUAUCUGACUAAUUUUAACUGACAAGUGGGAGUGAACAGACUCAUAUGACUGAUACAGAUGUAGGAUCUUAAUUUGAUCACUCUUUUGUUGCUGAGAAGUUUUCUGUACAGCAGGAAAUGCAGAUGAACUUUGUGAUUUGCAUAAAUUCACUGAAAACUCACAUUUACAAACAGUUACAUUAACAGUAUUGCACUUUUCAUGUAGCCUACUUUUGGCCAGCUAAUAGCCUAACCGCUGAGCAACAUUGUGGACUAAAUGUUCAAAACCUGUUGCUGCAGGAUUAUUUUUCUGUGACAAUAUAGGGCAAAUUAAGAUCUUACAUCUGUAGGUGUAUGAGUCUGCUAUCUGGUUGUUUUGUUUCAGCCACAUGGUGCUGAAUCACACGUUUUUUUCUGGGGCUCCUAAACGUCUGUCUGUUUGGGGCCGGUACGUUAGGUUAGUCCAAGGCCGAUCAGAAGGACUAGUUUCUGCUGGUUAACUUAUUACAGUUUUAGUCUGAAGAGUUGUCCAGAAUCUGCUUGAUUUAUUGGUAAGGGUUAUGAAUCAUACGUACAGUUAAAGUCUGAAGUUUACAUACACCUUAGCCAAAUACAUUUAAACUCAGUUUUUCACAAUUCCUGACAUUUAAUCCUAGUAAAAAUGUCCUGUCUUGGGUCAGUUAGGAUCACCACUUUAUUUUAAGAAUGUGAAAUGUCAGAAUAAUAGUAGAGAUAAUAAUUUAUUUCAGCUUUUAUAUCACAUUCCCAGUGGGUCAGAAGUUUACAAUUAGUAUUUGGUAGCAUUACCUUUAAAUUGUUUAACUUGGGUCAAACAUUUCGGGUAGACAUUUCGGGCAAACUUCCACAAACUUCCACAAUAAUUUUGGCCCAUUCCUCUUGACAGAGCUGGUUUAACUGAGGCAGGUUUGUAGGCCUCCUUGCUCGCACACGCUUUUUCAGUUCUGCCCACAAUUUUUUUUGAUGGGAUUGAGGUCAGGGCUUUGUGAUGGCUUCACAGUUGGCAGGGUGUUCUUCGGCUUGCAAGCGUCCACCUUUUUCCUCCAAACAUAACGAUGGUCAUUAUGGCCAAACAGUUCUAUUUUUGUUUCAUCAGACAAGAGGACAUUUCUCCAAAAAGUACAAUCUUUGUCCCCAUAUGCAGUUGCAAAGCGUAGUCUUGUCUUUUUUAUGGUGGUUUUGGAACAGUGGCUUCUUCCUUGCUGAGCUACCUUUCAGGUUAUGUCGAUAUAGGACUCGUUUUACUGUGGAUAUAGAUACUUUUGUACCUGUUCCCUCCAGCAACUUCACAAGGUCCUUUGCUGUUGUUCUGGGAUUGAUUUGCACUUUUCUCACCAAAGUAUGUUCAUCUUUAGGAGACAGAACACGUCUCCUUCCUUGCUCCCAAGGAUGAACCAGACUUGUGGAGGUCUACAAUUUUUUUUGCUGAUUUCUUUUGAUUUUCCCAUGAUGUCAAAGAGGCACUGAGUUUGAAGGUAGGCCUUGAAAUACAUCCACAGGUAUACCUCCAAUUGACUCAAAUGAUGUCAAUUAGCCUUUCAGAAUCUUUUAAAGCCAUGACAUUUUCUGGAAUUUUCCAAGCUGUUUAAAGGCACAGUCAACUUAGUGUAUGUAACUUCUGACCCACUGGAAUUGUGAUAGAGUGAACUAUAAGUUAAAUAAUCUGUCUGUAAACAAUUAUUGGAAAAAUUUCUUGCCAAAACUAUAGUUUGUUAACAAGAAAUGUGUGGAGUGGUUGAAAAACAAGUUUUAAUGACUCCAACCUAAGUGUAUGUAAACUUCCGGCUUCAACUGUAACUAUGAUGGGUUACCCAGAGUAAAUAUGGUGGGUCCGCAAGAGUAUGUGCAGUGUGUGCAGCAUUCCUAGACCCUUGCCCAGGGUUUAAGUCUGAAUUUUAUUAAUGCAAUGAACUGUCUGUUCUCAGUAUGUGGGUCAAUGAGUGAGAUAUGAUUGUAUUCUGUGAAACACACUAAGCCUCGUCUUCAUGUAGAUACAGUACUUCAGAUAAGGAUUUCGUAUUAUGGGGAUGGUAGAACUGUUACUCUGUGUCUGAGUUAUGGAUUUCAUAAUAGGUUGGGGAACUUCGAGGAGCUAAACAGCAGCAUCCUUUCUAGUAUUUGCUUGAUCAGCUGUUAUUUACAGCAUAAACUGCAACUGUUGGAGGGCUCUCUCUUUCUCUCUCAUUAAUAUGCAGUUAUUUAAUCAUUAUAUGACGAUUGAUAUUACCUUGAAUCUUGGCAACAACAAACACUGUGGCCAAAUGUAAUAAAUGUGACAGUUUAACUGCUGUCACGUUGUACUUUGUAAUACUGUUCUGUUUAGUCAAACUCAUUUAAUAGAAAUGUCUCCCAAGGGCAACCUUUAUAAUCAUUUAUGGGUUUUUUUUUUUUUUCAUGGAGACUUUUUGACUUUGUCAACAUCCAGGACAUACAGAGAUUGAGUUGAUGCGUGGUCUCAGCCAUGCAUUAUACCAUAGUCUAUAAACUGUCCUUUCAGAAAAUAAAGACCAACAUUAUUUGAA
Oncorhynchus nerka (sockeye salmon) is the source of this 6307-nucleotide messenger RNA. RefSeq names its product protein sel-1 homolog 3. Gene Ontology annotation, molecular function: protein binding. The record is from RefSeq and is a predicted model, not a curated record. The transcript has 24 exons. The coding region runs from base 211 to 3675 and encodes 1154 amino acids. NCBI's taxonomy places the organism in Eukaryota, Metazoa, Chordata, Actinopteri, Salmoniformes, Salmonidae.